Molecule: messenger RNA, 1736 nt
Organism: Durusdinium trenchii
Lineage: Eukaryota; Dinophyceae; Suessiales; Symbiodiniaceae
Source: the annotation of a GenBank genome assembly
GCUCAAAGCACUUGCUGCGGUCACAGCCAGUGCUCAGCCAGUGCUCCAUAGGAUGCCUUUCCUGCUACGGCAUGCGGCAUGGAGGCGUCCAAGCAUAUAGGCGUCAGCUAGGCAGGGGUCGGCGGAUAUUGAGAGGCUCGAUGAUGUGGAGGCGGCCAGGAGGAUGGACCAAUUUUUGGAGGGACUGAAGCAAAAAAACUGCAAGUACCAUUGCUUGGAGCUCUGCAGACAUAUUGAUUGAAUUUAUGAAAUUCAAGAAGAUUCACAUGUGGGCUCUGCGGAUGUAUUUCGCUCUUGUCUCAACUCUCAACUGUUCCAAUGGAUUCAAACAUCAGCAAUCAAUUCCCUGGAACUUGCGGCACCAACUCGCCCAAAGUCUUGCGCCGGAGCACCGGCGAGCGACGUCAAGGGGGCGGCAGUGUCACGAUCUGGCCGUCGAGCGCCGGACUUUGCUGAUUUUGCAUUGCUUGCAGCUCAUGAGGCAUGUCAAAAUGCCUGGUGUCAAUGUUGCAAUUCAAUCUCUUUGCUUCCAGCUUGCCACAACUCAGACAUCUCAGGUACCAAGGAAGAUUGCUCCGAGUGCAGCAGAAGCUCAAUAUUCUGAGAUUCAAUUUGCAGUUUCUGCAGCUGGUGCAACGCAACCUCCGGCUGAUCAGCACCAUGCACAUCCUCAGCAAUGGCCUCGGCUUGGAACUCAACUUUGGUGGCAUCAAGCUCGGGGCAUGGCUUGUUACGGGAAUCGAACUGGCAUUCGCAGUAUCUCUGGGCAAGGCGCUCAGUACUGCCGUAGCCAGCGUCACUUUGGCGACCCCGCCAUUGUUGCAGCUCUUGCAGUUGUAUCCUUCAUGGUGAGGUGCGGAUUGUUGCUGGUGAGGUGCGGAUGCAGAAAUUCGAAGAGUGCAGGGACAAAGCCAAUGCUGCCCACACGCAGCUGCAAGCCGCACGAGAUCAGUUGCGCCAGGCGGAGGAAACCAUUUUUCCAGCCAAUUGGCUGCGAGAGCGAGAGUCCUUGCGGCGCGCCUAGGCCUAGGCAGCACCGCGCAGACACCGGUCAUGAGAUUGAGGCCCAAAUGCAUGACUUGUACUGCAACACACAGAAACUUGAAGGCACGCUGCAACGUCAUCGGCGGCAAGUGGCAAGAGGUAACCCAAAGGCUAUGGAAGAUGCUCUGGAGGACUUGUCCGACCCGUCCAUCAACUUCAGUGCCGAUGACAAGCGCCAGUUGCUGGAGGUUGACUUGGUGUUCGAGAGUGUGAGUGAUGAGGGCAUUGAUGAUGUCUCUUCGCGGCUGAGGAAUAUGGGCGUCGAAGUGACGGAUAAGGUUUCGGAUGAAAUGAAAAAACCAUCCAACUUUUCUGUAUUAUAUAGAUCUUCAGCUUGCAGAUUGUGAGUCAUGACACUGAUGACUCUGUUGGUCCAUUUUUGGCAAAGCAUCCCUGUUUGACAGCACUUUAUGUCGACGAAUCCAAUUCCGAUGGUUGGCAAGUCUUGAGCGGUUUUGAGUCAGACUGAUAGGAACUCUCAUGGGAAUGCUGGCAAUUGUUCGGACUGUUGCAUGUUGCAUUUUGGAAUUUGAUUGGCACUUGUUCUCGUUGUGCCACGUCAGCUCAGCGGAUGUUCUUAGAGACCUGAUCGCUUCUAGGAGAGGACUUAGUUCAGGUUCACAGCGCUGGCCUAUUAUAGUGUUCUAGCAUGCUGGACACCCCUGUGCUGAGCCGUGCUGAUGAGGAAAAAC